Paramecium sonneborni is the source of this 1152-nucleotide messenger RNA. Lineage: Eukaryota; Ciliophora; Oligohymenophorea; Peniculida; Parameciidae. The record is from the annotation of a GenBank genome assembly.
GAAAAAUAUUGAUAAUGAACAAUAACUCUAAUCAUCAAUAAGAAUCUAUUCCAUUUCCAUUAUUCAAUCAGAAAUUUUUCAGUGAAUUCUCUUAGGAUUCAAAUUUAAUUGGACAUCUUAAUUAAGAGAUGUUACAUCUCAAUCAUAAAUGUUAAUAUAAAUGGAUCAAUUAACCAAAGUCUGAAUGGACUUUUGAAAAUGAUAUUAAAAUGUUAGUUAUAACAUGGAAUAUGCAUGGAAUGAUACCUGGUUAUUCUUUAAAAAGACUAUUUAAUAUUGAAUAAGUUCAUCAUGAUUUAAUUGUUAUAGGAACAUAAGAAUGUUCAAGAAGCAUAGCAAUAUCCUUGCUUUGUGAAUCAAAAGGAAAUUGGGAAGCCAAAUUAAAAGAAGAAUUAGGCAAGAAUUAUGUUAAGGUAUAAUCUGCAACACUGAAUGCUAUGCAUAUAAUAGCAUUUGCUCAUGUUUUAUUGAUUCCUAAAAUAAAAAAUGGAAAACCUUAUACACUUUCAUAAGGUUUCAUGGGUAUUGUUGGUAAUAAAGGGGGAAUCGCUAUCUCAGUUAAUAUUAAUGAUAAAAUAUUUUUAUUUGCUAAUAGUCAUCUUGAAAGUGGAUAGAAUGCAGAAGCUAAAAGGUAAACUUAAUUCUCUAAACUUGAAACACAUUUUGAAAAUUAAGUUUUCUCUAGUCAUAAAAAUGUACCAUAUGAUUAUUUAAUUUGGACAGGUGACUUUAAUUCGAGAAUAGAUUAAAAAAUAACUACACAAACUAUCAGAAAUCAUUCCGAUUUUUUUGGAUGGUUAUCAAAUGAUUAAAUGUAUAUAAGUAGAAAUAAUUCAUUAAGUAUUUUAUUAACAUUAUAAUUAGAUUAUCAAUCAUAUUUCUAUGAAGGAAUGAUCUUCUUUCCUCCUACUUAUAAACUGUUAGAAAAUCAAAAUUUAUGGGCUGUAGGAAAUGAUUUCAGAAUACCUGGAUGGUGCGAUAGAAUUCUUUUUAAAGAAAAUAAAAAGUCUAAAAUCUUUUCAUCUACAUCUACUUAAGGAAUCAUUGAAAAUGCACCAUCAUCAAUUUAAUUAUAAAAUUAUGAUGCAAAUUUUGAUAUCUUAGGUAGUGACCAUAGACCUGUUUUUGCUUAAUUUACCGUUUCCUUUUGAU